Messenger RNA from Episyrphus balteatus (marmalade hoverfly), 2054 nucleotides. Its product is annotated as cytochrome P450 6a9-like. The transcript is spliced from 2 exons. The record is from RefSeq and is a predicted model, not a curated record. NCBI's taxonomy places the organism in Eukaryota, Metazoa, Arthropoda, Insecta, Diptera, Syrphidae. Gene Ontology annotation, molecular function: oxidoreductase activity, acting on paired donors, with incorporation or reduction of molecular oxygen; monooxygenase activity; iron ion binding. Bases 491 to 2011 code for a protein of 506 amino acids.
CACACCGCAAAUCACAGUGAGCAGUAGUUCCAUAUUGUAAGUACUAAGUGCAAAUGAGGUAUUUUAUGCAUCGUAGUAUGAAAAGUCUUAAAUGAUAACAAUAAGUCGCCUGAUAUGAUAUCAAUUUAUUAAAAUAACUAACGCUAUCAGGGAAUUAAAGACAGUUGCAAGGUAAUCGAAUAUAGCUGUUAUUUGCGUGAUUAUAAUAUCCACUCGAAAAGUUCUUAUCGCGCUUCGGUUUUUAAGCUCGGUCUCUGUUAUCUAGCAUUCCUACGACAUCACAACAAAUUGUAAACAAGGGAUUUAGGUAAUUAUGUUGUCCCUAUAAAAAAGUGUGUUGAUACCUACGUUAAUUUUGAGACUUUUUCGGUGAUAAAUCAAAAAAUGACGUUAAAGCUUUUAAUUUCUUGAGAUAAAAACAUGUUGUUCUAGUUCUAUUAAACUAUUGGCAAUUACAUAGUUAUUCUCAUUUGCAUUGAGUAUUUUGAGAAUGGAACUUCUAAUAACAGUUUUUUGUGGUAUCAGUACUUUAGUGUCGUUGGUGUUCUUAUUUCUUCGAUAUCGAAUGUGCUAUUGGAAAUAUCGUCAAAUACCUCACGAUGAACCGGGAAUGUUUCUUGGCAACAUGAAGCCAAAUACCCAUCAAUGUGCACCAAUGAAUGAUCUUUAUAAGAAGUACAAAGGCACUGGACCGUUUUGUGGACUUUAUUUCUUCAUGACACCAGCUGUAUUGGCACUGGAUUUAAAUUUAGUGAAAAAAGUGUUGGUGAAAGAUUUUAAUAAUUUCGCUGAUCGUGGAUUCUUUUCGAACGAAGUCGAUGAUCCUUUAAGUGCACAUAUCGUAAGUUUGGAUGGACCAAAAUGGCGUCGUUUACGGAAUAAAUUUUCACCGACUUUUACAUCCAACAAAAUGAAAUCAGUAUUUCCAAUAGUUGUUGAUAUCGGACAUCGAUUUGUCAAGACAUUUAGUGAUAUUAUUAGUGAAAAAGGUAGUGAAAUAGUAGAAAUCAAAGAUUUGAAUGCAAGAUUUACCACCGACGUUAUUGGAUCGUGUGCAUUUGGUAUUGAGUGUAAUAGCUUAAAAGAUCCCAAUGCAGAGUUUCGAAAGUACGGUCGUUCAGUAUUUGAAGAGCAGAAUCAUCAUUCACUGAUAAUUGGAUUCACACGAAGUUGUCCGAAAUUAGCAAGGAAAUUAAGAAUUCGUACAACAAAACGUGAAAUUGAGACAUUUUUCAUGGGAGCAGCUCGAGAUGCAGUGGAAUAUCGAGAAAAGAACAAUAUUCGAAAGAAUGAUUUUAUGAGUACUUUGAUUGAUUUGAAGAACAACAAACCGAUCCAAACUGAAGAUGGUCAAAUUGUGAAUACAGAAGGUUUAACAAUGGAAGAAGUUGCAGCUCAGGCUUUUUUGUUUUGGGUGGCUGGGUUUGAGACAUCUUCAUCGGCAAUGUCGUAUACGAUAUACGAACUUGCUCGACAUGUUGAUAUUCAAGAUAAAUUGAGGCAAUCCAUUGAUGAAGCUUUUGAGAAGCAUAAUGGUGAAGUGACAUACGAGUGUCUCAGGGAGAUGCAGUAUUUAGAUCAAGUUUUUGAUGAAUCUAUUCGAAUGCAUCCAAUAGUUCCAUCAUUACAACGUGUUGCAGCUGCUGAUUACCAAGUCAAUAAUGAUCCAAAAUAUAAAAUUGAAAAAGGUUCAAUGGUUUUCAUUCCGGUUGAAGCGAUUCAUUAUGAUCCGGAAAUUUAUCCCAAUCCCAGCAAAUUCGAUCCGGAACGUUUUAGUUCCGAGGAGAAGUCAAAACGUGAUACAGUAGCUUUCUUACCAUUUGGCGAAGGACCUCGAAAUUGUGUCGGACUGAGUUUUGGAAAAAUGCAAGCAAAAAUUGGUUUGGCAUUUUUAAUUAAAAAUUUCAAAUUUAGUUGUUGUGAGGAAACACCGGAAAAGUUAAGGAUUCAUACAGAACAUAUUUUAUGGGUAACUGAUCAUGGAAUUCCGUUGAAAGUCGAGAAGGUUUAGUACGUUUUUGUACAAAGAAUGUUUAGUAUUACUUAUGUUUUGA